Molecule: messenger RNA, 1158 nt
Organism: Oppia nitens
Lineage: Eukaryota; Metazoa; Arthropoda; Arachnida; Sarcoptiformes; Oppiidae
Product: proteasome subunit alpha type-1-like
Exons: 2
Coding region: 228-1052 (274 amino acids)
Biological process (GO): ubiquitin-dependent protein catabolic process
Cellular component (GO): proteasome core complex; nucleus; proteasome core complex, alpha-subunit complex
Source: RefSeq, a predicted model, not a curated record
UUUUAACGUAAUUUAUGUAUAGUUAUAGUGAGACAACUUGUCAAUGAUUUUGCAUUAUUUCGGCGUUUUUUCAGUCAAUUUGAAGACACAAUUGAUUUGUUUGGGAUUUUAGUGAAGACUUCUGUCAAAAACAAAUAUCAAUUGAUUUGAUUGUCGUUUUGUUUGGUAUUAUUGACAAAGUUUGACACAAAAUUCUUCAUUAAUUUUUGUUGUCAUCAGUUAUAGUGAUGUUUCGGAAUCAAUACGAUAACGACGUGACCACUUGGUCACCACAGGGACGUCUUCAUCAAGUGGAGUACGCCAUGGAGGCCGUCAAACAGGGAUCAGCUACGGUUGGCCUGAAGAAUAAGGAUACGUUUGCCAUACUAUUGGCACUUAAGAGAAGUACAUCUGAACUGAGUGCCCACCAAAAGAAGAUAAUACCACUCGACCAACACGUAGGGAUGACUAUUGCUGGACUCACAGCCGAUGCCCGUAUGUUAUCUCGUUAUAUGCGAAGCGAGUGCACAAAUCAACGGUACGCUCAUAACGAGGCGCUUCCCGUCAACAGAUUGGUCACUAAUUUGGGAAACAAAAUGCAGAGUUCGACUCAACGCUAUGAUCGGCGACCAUAUGGUGUCGGCCUAUUGAUUGCCGGCUACGACUCGAUGGGUCCUCAUAUUUACCAGACCUGCCCAUCCGCUAACUAUUUCGAUUGCCGAGCCAUGUCUAUAGGCGCUCGAUCGCAAUCUGCCCGAACCUAUAUGGAGAAACAUUUGGACGAGUUUUUGGAUUGUGAUUUGAAUCAAUUGGUAAGACAUGGACUGUUGGCACUAAGAGAAUGUUUGCCCAAUGAUAUGGAACUGAACAACAAAAACGUUUCCGUCGCUGUUGUCGGCAAAGGCCACAAUUUUACCGUUUAUGACGACCAACAGGUUGAACAGUAUUUGGCUCUCAUUACCGAAGCUGAAAGAAAAGGCCGCGGAGGAGGUGUUGCACAACAACCAAGCGAUGAUACGACAGAGAAUCCAGAGCCUCGUGUGGCUGAACCCCAGGACAUGCAAGUGGACUGAAUUUAAUAUUCAAUUUAAUUACUAAAAUAUACAACAAAUUGGAUAAAAUUUUUUAAUUUACAAUAAAAUAUUCUGUUAACGAAUUGAUUGAAUUUUUACUACUAAA